AUGUGUGACAAUACCACUUUGGAGAAAUGUUACAGUUACAACUGGAAAGGUCAGUUGAUGGGAGAGAUACCGCCCUUGACAGGAAAGGAGACUCACGGCACUGUCGAGUCUCGGCUCGCAGCCAGUAGCCUCUAUGCCGAAUGGAUCGUCACCUGGAUUAAGAUACAGUGUCGUAUGCUCGAGUGGGCACGAGACGCGGAACCUUCACAGCUCAUGCGUGUCAUUGGCAAGCUCUCCCGGGACGACGUAUCUCGCGAGUGCACAUACGAUGUCUUGGACUUCCUGAGGGAUCUCGGUGUGUAUACAGAGCUUAAGCACUGUCAGGAGCGUCUGCUCAGAGCUGAGGAAGCAUGGUUCGAGUGCACGAUGCUGCAAGUACGUGGCUCAUCAUCUUACUCGGGAGCAUCAUCUCAUCCAAAGUCUUGGUCUGCAGGCUCCGAUAAGCAGGAUUCGGGAGACACUUGGGGAACUCCUGAUCAAGACUGGGGAGGUGAGUGGCAAGUUGCCUUGGAUCCAGAUUUAUCCAGCCUUUGGUGAGGAAUUGGACGACAAGUGUCGUUCAAUAGAAGUUAACUGGCUCUCCUAUUAGAUGG
Fusarium odoratissimum NRRL 54006 is the source of this 593-nucleotide messenger RNA. RefSeq lists its product as uncharacterized. The record is from RefSeq and is a predicted model, not a curated record. Lineage: Eukaryota; Fungi; Ascomycota; Sordariomycetes; Hypocreales; Nectriaceae. The transcript has a single exon. The coding region runs from base 1 to 537 and encodes 178 amino acids.